AUGCAACACGGGAGUGCUUCUGUAUCGAAGUAUUCGAAGGAUUUACAGUGCCGAUCAUUGCAUCGGCUGAAGCGCGAAAGACCUGGCGAUGCACCACAAGUCUCGAAAGGCGUACCUCCAUAUGAAGUUACCAGAAUUGUGGCUACCGUGUCAUCUUCAACAGUACCGGAUUCAAAGAGACCGCGUUUACAUUCUUUUUCCAAAACUCAAUCUGAAAAGUUGGGAUUGAAACUAUCUGGUCGAAUCUCACAUGUGGUGCUGGAAGAGUGCCUGAAAUGCACAGAAAAUGGCGAUAAGUUAGGGGUAUUUUCACGCUUGCGAGAAUUCUUCGGAGAACAUUUGUCUGUUCUCAGUGUUGAUUCAAGGUUGUGUUGUGCUAAACUUUUGAUUCAAAUAGCAAAAGCUUCAAGAAUUGUGGCCAUAACUAAUACUUGUUUACUAUACGCGCUUCAUAUUUGCAAAUCAGUUGACAUGAAGCAAAAUAUAUGGAACGAAAUCGUAGUACUGAUGGCCAAUGAUAAGGAUAAGAGGGAAACAAGUCUAUUUCACCGACCUGCUACAUAUGCAUCAUUGUUAGCACUUUUUGAGUGGGCAUUAUCUGAAGGCUUAAAAAUGGGUCAGUAUAUGCAGCAAAUGAAUUGUAUGGCUGAAGAGAGUAUGCGCUCAACCGACCAAAACAAUCGUAUCGCUGCUGUUAAUCUUUUCGUGACUUGUUUGUUAAAAAGUAAGAUACAGUGCUCAGUACAGGAGUUUCUAUGGCUCGAAAAACUUUUAUCGAAAAUGGCUGAAGAUCGUGAUUCUCGGGUGCGAAUAGCUGCAGUUAAAGGUCUUUCGACAAUGGCUGCCAGUGGUCGUUUACUCAGUUUUUCUAUUUAUCAGCAAGUGAAAAAUUUAUGUGAAAACUCGUCAAAAAUAGUUCGAACAGAAGCAUUGUAUAUAUUAAAACUAUUCGCAGACCAUCGCCCUGAAACGUAA
Messenger RNA from Brugia pahangi, 975 nucleotides. The record is from the annotation of a GenBank genome assembly. Lineage: Eukaryota; Metazoa; Nematoda; Chromadorea; Rhabditida; Onchocercidae.